Messenger RNA from Oryzias melastigma (Indian medaka), 2488 nucleotides. It is a transcript of the gene chadlb, whose product is annotated as chondroadherin-like b. The record is from RefSeq and is a predicted model, not a curated record. Gene Ontology annotation, molecular function: transmembrane signaling receptor activity; protein binding. Gene Ontology annotation, biological process: immune response; toll-like receptor signaling pathway. The coding region runs from base 20 to 2311 and encodes 763 amino acids. NCBI's taxonomy places the organism in Eukaryota, Metazoa, Chordata, Actinopteri, Beloniformes, Adrianichthyidae. The transcript has 11 exons. Gene Ontology annotation, cellular component: extracellular matrix; membrane.
UGAAUAUUAGGGGGGGUGCAUGAGCUCCGAUCGCAGUCGACCUGCAGCUGGACCAACACCAGAACUAGAGAUGUUGUCUCCUCCCUCUGCCGUCCUGCUCCGUCUGCUGCUGCUCUGCAUCCCUGCAGCUCGAGCUGCCAAGUGUCCUCAGAGGUGCGUCUGCGACCAGAUCCAGCUCACGGUGGCCUGCGUCAACAAGAACCUGACCCGGGUUCCUCCGACUCUGGACGAGAUCACCGUGAAACUGUAUCUAGGAGGAAAUGACCUGCAGGAACUCCCCAGCGGGGCGUUCAAACACACCCCCUACCUGACUCACCUGACCCUGCAGCGCUCCAACAUCCACCGGGUGAGGGAGGGGGCCUUCCGAGCCCUCGGCCGGCUGGAGUUUCUCAAUCUGGCUCACAACAACAUAGAGAUCCUCUACCAGGAGUCUUUUGACGGUCUGUCCUCGCUCAAGAAGCUCAUGGUGGACCACAACCGUCUGGAGGAGAUCCAGCCAGGAGCCUUCUCCCAGCUGGGCUUCCUGAACCUCCUCUCCCUCACACACAACCAGCUGAGCUACAUCCCCAACAUGGCCUUCCAGGGACUGCAGAACAUCAAGUGGCUCCGCCUCAGUCACAACUCUCUGAACAACAUCGAGAACGACGCCUUUGCUGGACUCUUCACGCUCACCAGACUCAGUCUGGACCACAACGAGCUGCAGUUUUUCCCCACGGAAACCAUGACCAGACUGCCGGAGGUGACCCGCCUGGACUUGAGCUUCAACCCCAUGACGUACCUGGGAGAGGAGGCGGUGUCCAUGUCCAAGCUGACCCACCUCUUCCUGGACCACAUGUCCCUGCAGGACCUGGUGAACACCGCCGUGUCCAAAUCCCCCAACCUGCUCCACCUGGACAUCAGCCACAACCAGCUGCGCCUCAUCCAGCCGUUCUCCGAGGGCUCGCCCAAGCUUUCCCGCCUCCACCUGGACGGGAACCCCCUCUCCUGCAACUGCUACCUGCGUCCGCUCAGGGAGUGGGCGAUUCGCCGGAAGGUGAAGCUGGUGGGGGUGUGUGGAGGGCCGGCUCACCUCUCAGGUGAGAGUCUGGAGGCCGUUAGCCCCGCCCAGCUGCGCUGCCAGAGCCAGGAGGCCAUGCUGAAGGCGGAGUUUGAGGAGGCCACUAGGAUCUCGCCGCGGACCACGGAGGCGCCGGAGAACAAGAUCAAGUGUCCAGCCAACUGCGUCUGUGAGGACACGCAUCACUCGUCCUGUGAGAACCGCGGUCACACCAAACUCCCUCGAGGCUUCUCCUCCUCCACGCGCCUCCUUGACCUGAGCGGGAACCACUUCCACUACAUCCCAGCCAACAGCUUCCCGGCUCUCGGCCAGGUGGUGUCUCUGCACCUUCAGCGCUGCAAGAUCGUGGAGGUGGAGGGAGGGGCCUUCGCCGGCAUGAAGGGGCUGAUCUACCUGUACCUGUCCCAGAACCAGCUCAGCUCUCUCAGCUCCGACGCCUUCAAAGGUCUUCCUCAGCUGACGUACCUCCACCUGGACCGGAACCACUUCACCCAUUUCCCCAGAGGAGCCUUCAAGCUGCUGCCCAGCCUGCUGGCUCUUCACCUGGAGAACAACAGCAUCACCACGCUGGAGCCGGGGGUCAUGGCGGGGGCGGAGUCUCUCAGAGCCCUUUACCUGACCGGGAACGCCGUCGAGCGCGUGGCGCCGGGGGCUCUGGAUGAGGCGCGGGAUCUGGAUACGCUCCACCUGGGCGGGAACAAGCUGAAGGAGGUUCCCGCCGAGGCGCUGAGCCGCGCCGGGAGCAUCAGGGACCUCCAGCUGUCGGGGAACCCCAUUCGGUGGGUGGGGCCUAACGCCUUCUCGGCGCUGGGGAACUCGCUGAAGGAGCUGUACCUGGACCACAUGGGUCUGGAGAGGAUGUCCCAGGACUCCCUGGCAGGAGUGGGAUCCGGGUUGAGAAGUCUGUUUUUGGAGGGGAACCAGCUGGAGGAGGUCCCGGACCUCCACCCGCUCAGAUCUCUGGAGGUCAUCAACCUGGCUGACAAUCCUCUGAUGUGUGACUGCCCCCUGCUGCCGCUCCGCAUGUGGAUCGAGAAGGUCAACCUGAAAGUGCGGGCCUCCUGCGGCAACCCUCCAGAGCUGAGGGGUCAGCGGGUGCAGGACGUCCCCGUGUUCAAGGCCUGUCCCGGAGGAGAGACGCUCCCCAACCCCCCCAACAAGACGGAGCCCGCGAUGCCGAGGAACAGAACCAAAACCAAGAGACGCAAGAGUCCGAUCAGAAAACCGGGAGCCACGAAGAAACGCCACGCUUGAGGUUCAUCUGAACUCUGAGGAGAAACACGAAAUAUUUGAUCUGACGGUUUUUACGUCGUUAUAAUGAAGUCAUCGUCUCCUAAUGAUUGAGCCAAAAUUUAAAAAAAUCUGUCAUUUUCUAGGACAUAGCUUCUGCAGAGCGGCAGGAGUUCAUUAAAAAUCACCUCCAAGUUGUGA